Molecule: messenger RNA, 1212 nt
Organism: Pteropus alecto (black flying fox)
Lineage: Eukaryota; Metazoa; Chordata; Mammalia; Chiroptera; Pteropodidae
Gene: G6PC2
Product: glucose-6-phosphatase catalytic subunit 2
Exons: 5
Coding region: 91-1158 (355 amino acids)
Biological process (GO): gluconeogenesis; glucose 6-phosphate metabolic process
Cellular component (GO): membrane
Molecular function (GO): glucose-6-phosphatase activity
Source: RefSeq, a predicted model, not a curated record
GACACGCCACAAGAGUACCAUAUAAAAAUGGUGGGACUCGGAGCACUUCAGCUCCAAUUGCUCUAUGUUUAGAAUUACCUUUCUUUCAAGAUGGAUUUCCUUCAUAGGAAUGGAGUGCUCAUUAUUCAGCAUUUGCAGAAGGACUACCGAGCUUACUACAAUUUUCUAAACUUUAUGUCCAAUGUUGGCGACCCCCGGAAUAUCUUUUCUAUUUAUUUUCCGCUUUGGUUUCAACUUAAUCAGACAGUUGGAACUAAGAUGAUAUGGGUAGCAGUCAUUGGGGAUUGGUUCAAUCUUAUUUUUAAAUGGAUAUUAUUUGGUCAUCGGCCUUACUGGUGGGUCCAAGAAACUCAGAUUUACCCAAAUCACUCAAGUCCAUGCCUUGAACAGUUUCCCACUACAUGCGAAACAGGUCCAGGAAGUCCAUCUGGCCAUGCAAUGGGCUCAUCGUGUGUCUGGUAUGUCAUGAUAACGGCUGCCCUGAGCCACACUGUCAGUCGGAUGGAUAAGUCAUCUAUCACUCUGCACAGAUUGACCUGGUCAUUUCUUUGGAGUCUUUUUUGGUUGAUUCAAAUCAGUGUUUGCAUCUCCAGAGUAUUCAUAGCAACACAUUUUCCUCAUCAAGUUAUUCUUGGAGUAAUUGGUGGCAUGCUUGUGGCAGAGGCCUUUGAACACACUCCAGGCAUCCAAACAGCCAGCCUGAGCACAUACCUGAAGACCAACCUCUUCCUCUUCCUGUUUGCACUUGGCUUUUACCUGCUUCUCAGACUGCUUGACAUUGACCUGCUGUGGUCUGUGCCCAUAGCCAAGAAGUGGUGCGCCAACCCUGACUGGAUCCACAUUGACACCACGCCUUUUGCUGGGCUGGUGAGAAACCUUGGGGUCCUCUUUGGCUUGGGCUUUGCAAUCAACUCAGAGAUGUUCCUCAGGAGCUGCCGAGGGGAAAAUGGCUACAAGCUGAGCUUCCGGCUGCUCUGCGUCCUGGCCUCAUUGACCACACUGCAGCUCUACCAUUUCAUCAAGAUCCCCACUCACGCAGAGCAUUUAUUUUAUGUGCUGUCUUUCUGUAAAAGUGCAUCCAUUCCACUGACUGUGGUUGCUUUGAUUCCCUACUGUAUUCAUAUGCUAAUGAAACCAAGUGCAAAAAAGGUUAAUUAGAGUUGUGCAGAAUUAGCACUCUGUGGUCCCAGGUUGACCCUCCUGCUCCAUCCA